Myotis brandtii (Brandt's bat) is the source of this 1110-nucleotide messenger RNA. RefSeq names its product caspase-13. The record is from RefSeq and is a predicted model, not a curated record. Bases 27 to 977 code for a protein of 316 amino acids. Gene Ontology annotation, biological process: proteolysis. The transcript is spliced from 8 exons. Gene Ontology annotation, molecular function: cysteine-type endopeptidase activity; caspase binding. Gene Ontology annotation, cellular component: protein-containing complex. Lineage: Eukaryota; Metazoa; Chordata; Mammalia; Chiroptera; Vespertilionidae.
UAGAGCAAAGAGUGUAUCAGGAGGAGAUGGAGAAAUUACACGAAGAAAUUGCUGAAGCAUUCAAAUAUUUUCAAAGAUUCUUUGAAAUCUCCCACCUUGCAGAGAAGAGGGGGCUGUCCUCAGAUCCUGCAGAAGUGACUGGGCCAGCUGAGUCAGCAGAAACUACAGAUAACCUCAAGCUUUGUCCUCCUGAAGAGUUCCUGAAAGUGUGCAAAGAAAGAGCAGGAGAGAUCUAUCCAAUAAAGAAGAGAAAAGACCGCACUCGCCUGGCUCUCAUCAUAUGCAAUAGAGAGUUUGAUCACCUUCAGCCCAGACAGGGGGCUGAACUUGACAUCACAGGGAUGAAAGAGUUACUUGUGGGCCUUGGCUACCGUGUGAUUGUGGAAGAGAAUCUCACAGCCAAGGUAAGGGCUCCUCACGCACGCCCAGAGCACAGGACCUCAGAUAGUACAUUCCUGGUGUUCAUGUCACAUGGCCUCCUGGAUAGACUCUGUGGGAAACAGCACAGCGAUGAAAACCCAGACGUGCUACCUUAUGACACCAUCUUUCGGAUAUUCAACAAUCGCAACUGCCCCAGUCUCAAGGACAAACCUAAGGUCAUCAUUGUCCAGGCCUGCAGAGGUGAAAAUCGCGGGGAAUUGUGGGUCAGUGACUCUCCAGCAGCCGUGACAGACAGCUCUUCCCAGUCACCUGAGAACCUGGAGGACGAUGCCGUUUACAAAGCACACGUGGAGAAGGACUUCAUUGCUUUCUGCUCCUCAACCCCACAUAACGUGUCCUGGAGAGACCCUAGUAAAGGUUCUCUCUUCAUCACAAAACUAAUCAGAUGCUUCAAGAAGUAUUCUUGGCGCUGUCACCUCGAGGAAGUAUUUCGGAAGGUUCAACUAUCAUUCGAAAAGCCAGAUGUUAGUGCCCAGAUGCCAACCAUUGAACGACUAUCCAUGUCAAGAUAUUUCUACCUCUUUCCUGGCAAUUGAAAAUAGUAAGUAUCAAAGCUGUUGGCAGGGAAUUACAGGCAGUCCUGUCCUUCUUUACCAACUUCUAGAAGCACCUUUGCCAGUAUGGCACACAUAUUUAACCUUUUGUAUUUAAAUAAAAAUGAAAACACAU